Messenger RNA from Dama dama (fallow deer), 3819 nucleotides. RefSeq names its product muscular LMNA interacting protein (gene MLIP). Gene Ontology annotation, molecular function: lamin binding; transcription corepressor activity. Gene Ontology annotation, biological process: negative regulation of transcription by RNA polymerase II. The record is from RefSeq and is a predicted model, not a curated record. Bases 55 to 2766 code for a protein of 903 amino acids. Gene Ontology annotation, cellular component: sarcolemma; PML body; nuclear envelope. Lineage: Eukaryota; Metazoa; Chordata; Mammalia; Artiodactyla; Cervidae. The transcript has 13 exons.
CAGAAUCGGAAUCUUGCCUUUUCUCUUUCUCUCUCUCUCUCAUUCUCUUUCAACAUGGACUUUGAAAAGCAUGAAAAAGGAAGCUUAUUAAAUGAGAAUUUAGAGGAGAAACUGACGGUCUCUUCUGGUGAUUCUGAAGCUAAACCUCUGAUCUUCACAUUUGUCCCCACUGUCAGAAGACUGCCAACCCACUCCCAGUUGGGUGACACCUCUAAAUACAUUGUUAAAAUUCCUGAGGAACCAAGUGAUAAGACUCCAGAAACUGUAAAUAGGUUUGAUUCCCAUGAGUACUUGACCUUGAAUGUUGGGAGCCAACAAGAGAGAGGACGGGGAACGCUGACCUGCUCUUCAGAGGUCAAGGAAAAGGCUUCCCAAGGAAGGGAAUUUAAAGAGAAGAAACCUCAAGGAAUGCAGCAAAGUGACCUCUUCAAAGCGGAAUAUGUCUUUAUUGUGGACUCUGAGGGGGAGGAGGAAGCCCCGGGCAGAAAAGGUGACCAGGGACCCCCGGUGGGGACAGGCCCCCCGGCUGCUCGGCCCGCGUCUCUCGCCAUCUCCUCCAGUCUGACCUCCAAUGUGGUGCGUCCCAAAACUCGAGGGGCGGACCUCCAGGCCCCGUUGCAUCCUGAACGGCCUCAGGCGAUGGCUCCUCAGCAAAGACAUGGGCAGUUAACUUCUCCCACUGCCUCUGAGCAGCUUGCCUGUAAACCACCUGCUUUCUCCUUUGUUUCUCCAACUAAUCAGAAAACACCACCUGCCCCAGGCGACCUCGCCGGCGCCUCUGUCCUGGAGGAGUUCCACUCGAGGAGGCUGGAUGCCCGUGGGGCCCUGGUGGAAGAAACAACCACGUACUUUCAAACUUCCGCUCACUCUGCACCCUUUUUUGCACCGAAGGGCACGUCCUCGACGUCGCAGGUCCCCCAGCCCGCUCAGGUGUCAGGUCCAAGCACAGCACAGCAGAACCCGGGGCAGCCUCCCGAAGUCCUCAAGAAGACGGUCACCUCGAACGUCCUUAGUCCCAAAGAGAGUCCGAGAGCCUCUUCUCCUUCACCAGCCUCCGGUGCUUCUCUGAAGUCGGGUGCAGCCUCCUACAUCCCAGUCCGCAUCGUCACGCACUCGCUCUCGCCGAGUCCCAAAGCUUUCCCCUCCCCUUUCCACGGCUCUUCCUCCACGGUCUGUAGCCAAGCGUCCUCCGGCGGGAGCCUCUCAAGGCCAGGGGUGAAACCCCUGGUGCCCUCCAGGCUUUCCGUUCUCACUGCCAUCCUCAAGUCCAACCCUUCUCACCAAAGGCCCCUCUCCCCGGCCUCCUGUCCCACCUUCUCUCUCAACUCCCUGGCAUCCUCCACGCUCACGCUUGAUCAAAAAGCCAAACAAACCCCACCCACACCUAAGAAAUCCCUCUCAAGUUGCUCCCUGCGAUCGGGGUCUCCAGAGCAAAGGGAAAACCCGGUUUCCCACCUCAGCCAGCCAUCCUUCCCCUUUUCUUCUCCCACCAAAGCUGCUCCCUCUCCCCAGGCAUCGGCCCUCUCUCCCCCAAAACAGGGCAGUAGCAGCUUCGCUUCUGUGAUUGUAGAGAAAAUGCCAUCCCCGACUCUGAAGAGCAGCCCAGUGACUUCCCAGCUGCAAACCGGUACCUCCAGCUCUGUGGGUCUGCCUCCCGUCCCUCCAAGCUUUUCUCCUCUGCCUUCCAAAGGCAGACAGGAUGCUGACCCCAGAGGCCCGGGAAAGCCCAGGGAUAUCUGCUCGCAUGCUUCUCCAUCACCUUCCUCCACAUCGUCUUCUGUGUCUCCUCCCACUAACCCAAGGGCCAGGCUCUCCUCACCAGAGAGACUCUACCAUCCGUCCCCAGCUCUUUCAAAUCUGAUAAACCGAUCCAGGAGUGCACAAGCGCCGGCCCCUGGCCAAGGGCAGACUCCGUCUACUCCACGCCCAGCCCCUGUCUCCAGCUCCAGCUCUGCCUCUCUUCCCCGUCUAGGGCCCUCUGCCCUCCCCCUGGCUAAUCCUCCCACAAAAGCACGCCAGCUCAGCCCCUCCGCGCUGCACCCAGAUCUUACCCUGCCUUCAAGACUUGGGAAACCCGAAAGCUCUGUAUCUGAGCACAGGUCAUCUGUCUCAGCCCCGACACCUCCCUUCUCUCUAACAAGAACCCAGGAGCUGAGUGCACCUUGUACCUUGUCCAUGUCAGCAGGCCCUGAGAAUAAGAAACCCAAGCAAUACAAGACCAAGUCCAGCUACAAGGCUUUUGCAGCAAUCCCAACAAACACAUUGCUUUUGGAACAGAAGGCACUAGACGAACCAGUCAAGACGGACAGCAUUUCCAAGGACACCUUAGACCUACCUCUGGAGUUGUGUUCCCCUGCACAGCUCAGGCAGCAAACUGAGGAGCUCUAUGCUACCAUUGAUAAGGUCUUACAGGACUCCUUGUCUAUGCAUUCUUCUGAUUCUCCUUCAAGUUCCCUACAGACUUUGUUGGGUUCUGACACAAUCAAAAUGCCUACAACUCUUCCAAGAGCAGCUGGUCGAGAAACCAAAUACGCAAACCUGUCCUCACCAUCUUCUACAGUAUCAGAGAGUCAGCUGACAAAGCCUGGAGUAAUUCGCCCCGUACCGGUGAAAUCCAAAAUAUUACUGAAAAAAGAGGAGGAAGUCUAUGAACCCAACCCUUUCAGUAAAUACCUGGAGGAUAACAGUGACUUCUUUUCUGAGCAGCUGAGUCAUCCAAUGAUGGCUAUUCCGGAACACGAAACCCUUGAUUCCAAAGAGCAAUGAAGAUGGAGCAGAUGUGAACACUCAGGCUGGGCUGAAGUUUUUGGAACGCUGGUGCUAAUCACUUGCUAGAUUUAACUUUUAUCACUCUUUUUUCAGUCUUAGUGUUUUCCUUAUGAACUGCACUGGAACUAAGAAAGUUCCCUGCCGGCAUAUAACAUGGCAGUGAUCACUAACACCCCGCUUAGAAGAGAUUUGCCUACAGUUUCUCCCGCCACUAUUAGAGCCUUGAAUGCCUUCUAUUAAGCUGACAGCAAUACUAACAUGCCCCUCUGUUUAGCAGGCAAAUAAAAAAGAAACAUGGGGAAAUAGAAGGAUGGGUGUGAUGAUUUUUCAACACCAGUUUUAUUUUAUGCAUACGUUACUAUCUGAAUCAGGUUGUAUUUCCCUACUGCUUAAUUAUUUUUACACAUUAAAAAAACCGUAACUUUCUGAAAAGGAGUCCCUGCCUGCUUUCAGGGGUUCAUUGGGAAACUCUUGAAGGUAUGAAAGCUGUAUUUACACAAAACACAUGCUGUUUUCCUGUCCUGUUUGGGUUCUGUGCUUCCUGGGACAUGCAGACAGUCAAGUUUAGGUCAUGUUGCUGAACUGUUUCCUACAUCACUGUUUCUCUGACUGUCACCACGUGAUUCUUGCAAAGGCUGCUUCAGAGUUAGUUUGUACCCAUCAUCUUGGGAGCAGCCAAGACCGGAGAGCAAACCGCCCUGUUGCAGACUGUCCCAGGUGCCCCCCACUCUAGCAUACCCAGUGCCCGCUGUAUUGGCUGUGUUACCUUUCUUUCCUAGCUGCCACCCCCAGCAUCCAGUUCUCACCUUCUCUAAGUGGUUCUCUUUGUCUUGUCUGUCCAGUUGGGGCAAUACACCAAGGGAGAAUCCACCAUGGUUCUGGACGUCAAGCCCCUGGUGGCAGAGGACUUGGUAGACACUAUGUACCCUUGUGCACAACUCACAUUCUCCUUGGAGCCAGCUCUAUCUGAGCCACCAUGCCUUCAGACCAUUGCUCCAUCACCCUCAUCAUCCUGCCCAGGGCAAAGCAAGGAGGGUUGCCCACAGAACA